UGCAGUAAGUCGUCUGGGAGCGACUCCUACAUCUUUGUUCGCUCGCAGCUAUAACUAUGGUUUUACUUUCUUUAAAACCGAGCCCCUCCAACGCUGGCACUGACAGAAAUUUAAAAAUUUGAGCACACAUGGGUGCUUUCGGUAUUUCUCAAGUAGCCAGAUUCAGCGGGCCGGCGUAACGCCUUAAUGGAGCCCUAAGGUGUAUGAUUGGCUAGAGCCAGGCCCCGCCCGGCCUCGCCCCCAAGUUCUGAAGUGUAGUUGCUGCAACCUGUGGGGAACCUUGGCACUCCAGAACCUGUCCGGGUCUAGUCUGUGGCUUGCAGCUCGGCGACAGUCAUGGGGACGGAUGCUGCCCACGAGCCCGAGACCGCAGAAGUGCUGCCCCAGCACCAGUUAGACUGCAAGUCCUUGGAUGCUUACCUAAGCCGUCAUUUGCCUGGCUUCGGGGCACAGCCCGGAGCUACGUUGACCGUUACUCAGUACAGAUCAGGGCAGUCUAAUCCAACCUUUCAUCUCAAGAAGGGCUUUCAAGCAUAUGUACUCAGGAAAAAGCCACCAGGUUCACUUCUUCCUAAAGCACAUAAGAUUGAUAGAGAAUAUAAAGUCCAGAAAGCCUUGUUUUCCGUUGGCUUCCCUGUUCCCAAAGUUUUACUGUACUGCAAUGAUACUUCUGUCAUUGGAACAGAAUUUUAUGUGAUGGAACAUGUGCAGGGCCGAAUCUUUCGUGACUUCACACUUCCCGGAGUUAGCCCAGCAGAACGCUCAGCCAUAUAUGUGGCCAUGAUAGAGACACUGGCUCGACUGCAUUCUUUGAAUUUACAGACAAUGCAAUUGGAGGGAUAUGGUCCAGGUGCUGGGUACUGCAAAAGACAGGUUUCAACCUGGACAUCGCAGUAUCAAGCUGCAGCUCAUYAGGACAUCCCUGCCAUGAAACAGCUGUCUGAGUGGCUAAUGAAAAACCUGCCAGAUAAUGACAAUGAGAGCAAUUUGAUUCAUGGAGAUUUCAAGCUAGAUAACAUCAUUUUCCACCCUAAGGAGACUCGAGUUAUAGCAGUUUUGGAUUGGGAACUUUCGACCACUGGUCAUCCUCUGUCAGAUUUAGCUUAUCUUUCUCUGUUCUACUUUUGGCCAAGGACCAUUCCAAUGCUGCAUCAAAGUUCUCAAAUUCAAGAAAGCAUAGGAAUACCAUCAAUGGAAGAACUGGUUUCAAUAUAUUGCCGCUACAGGGGAAUUAAUCCUAUUCUUCCUAACUGGAAUUUCUUUCUUGCAUUUUCAUAUUUUAAACUGGCUGGAAUAGCACAGGGAGUAUAUAGUAGAUAUCUUUUGGGAAAUAAUUCAUCUGAGGAUAGCUUUCGGUUUGCCAAUAUUGUGCAACCUCUGGCAGAAACUGGAUUACAACUCUCAAAAAGAACUUUUAGUACUGUGUUGCCACAGGUUGAUACUACAGGAAAGUUGUUCCUACAGACUAAGAAAGGCCAGGAAGUUCUUAUGGAGGUGAAGCAUUUCAUGAAAAAACACAUUCUUCCUGCUGAAAAGGAGGUAUUUGAAUACUAUGUUCAAAAUGAAAAUUCCAUAGAGAAGUGGAAACAACCUUUAGUGAUUGAUAAACUCAAGGAAAUGGCCAAAGCACAGGGACUCUGGAACUUGUUUUUGCCAGCUGUGAGCGGUCUGAGCCAGGUGGACUAUGCCUUGAUAGCUGAAGAAACAGGAAAAUGCUUUUUUGCUCCAGAUGUCUUUAACUGCCAAGCACCAGACACAGGGAACAUGGAGGUACUGCACCUUUAUGGAAGUGAGGAACAGAAGCAGCAGUGGCUGGAGCCUCUUCUUCGAGGGGACAUUACCUCUGCCUUCUGUAUGACAGAGCCUGAUGUAGCUUCAAGUGAUGCCACAAAUAUUGAUUGUAGCAUCGAGCGAGAUGGAGAUAGCUAUAUAAUUAAUGGCAAGAAAUGGUGGAGCAGUGGAGCUGGGAAUCCCAGGUGUAAAAUUGUAAUUCUUUUGGGAAGAAGUAAAGCUACUUCACAGUCCAGGCACAAACAGCACAGCAUGAUUCUUGUUCCUAUCAACACACCUGGAAUAAAAAUAAUAAGGCCUUUGUCAGUUUUUGGGUACUCGGAUAACUUACACGGAGGACAUUUUGAGAUCCAUUUCCACCAAGUGCGAGUUCCUGCUACAAAUUUAAUACUAGGCGAAGGGCGGGGAUUCGAAAUUUCCCAAGGCCGCCUUGGACCUGGCAGAAUCCACCAUUGUAUGAGAACAAUAGGUUUAGCAGAACGUGCUUUGCAAAUCAUGUGUGAACGGGCAGCACAAAGGAAAGCCUUUAAGAAGAAACUGUAUGAACAUGAAGUUGUGGCUCACUGGAUUGCUGAGAGCCGAAUUGCCAUCGAGGAGAUCCGCUUGUUGACCUUGAAAGCCGCCCACAGCAUAGAUACUCUGGGCAGCACUGGUGCCAGAAAGGAGAUUGCAAUGAUCAAAGUGGCUGCCCCACGGGUCGUCUGCAGGAUCAUUGACCGAGCCAUCCAAGUGUGUGGAGGUGCAGGCGUCUCUCAGGAUUUCCCUCUGGCUAACAUGUAUGCGUUAACACGAACUCUGCGCCUAGCAGAUGGACCCGAUGAAGUGCACCUCUCAGCAAUUGCCAAGAUGGAGCUACAGGACCAAGCUAAAGCGCUGAGAGCCAAGAUGUGAGGAAGGCAACACCACUCUAUCCCCAGGGUAGACGCAUUCCUUAAUCAGCUCCAAUGUUUGAUUGAGUCUCACAUUUUUGUAACAGAUUGAGAACAGGGUUAGUUUUCACUUGUGGUAAAGAUUUUAGCCUCUAUUUUGAUCAGUGGGUUUUAUAAUUUCAAGGGUCACACAGAUAUAAGUUGGAAAAUCUGUAGCUGUUCUUAGGUCUAGUAACUAAGUGGUUUAGUAUUUGCUUUUAAGUGCAACUUAUAAUGAGAUCAUAAAAUAAUGGAGAAUUAUUUCUAAAACAUUUCCUGUGUGGCAUAAAAAUGGUUUGAUGUUUUGAAUUUUAGGAAUUAAUAUAAGUAAAUAACUUCAAUAAUAUUUCAUCCUGCUUUUAAAAACAUAUAGUUGGAUCUCU
Molecule: messenger RNA, 3082 nt
Organism: Urocitellus parryii (Arctic ground squirrel)
Lineage: Eukaryota; Metazoa; Chordata; Mammalia; Rodentia; Sciuridae
Gene: Acad11
Product: acyl-CoA dehydrogenase family member 11
Biological process (GO): fatty acid beta-oxidation using acyl-CoA dehydrogenase
Cellular component (GO): mitochondrion; cytoplasm
Molecular function (GO): flavin adenine dinucleotide binding; acyl-CoA dehydrogenase activity
Source: RefSeq, a predicted model, not a curated record